This is a messenger RNA of Drosophila serrata, 1302 nucleotides long. RefSeq lists its product as uncharacterized. The record is from RefSeq and is a predicted model, not a curated record. NCBI's taxonomy places the organism in Eukaryota, Metazoa, Arthropoda, Insecta, Diptera, Drosophilidae.
UGUUUUAUUUUUUUUUUGGCCGCGGGCUUAAAACUGGGUAACGUAUUGUGUCACCCUUUUAAAAGGUUCACUAAUUAUGAGUGUAUAAAUUAAAUGAAGUCAUCAUAGGUACCACCCCAAUAAGCACUGAUAACACGAAGAUCAACCCCUUACAUUACUAUUAAAGAUUUAUAUUAUUUUAAUUGUACCUAGUGCGCUCUUAUUCAAAUUAAAUAGGUGUCGAAGGCAAAUCUUGCUAAUACUCUGUUUUAUAAAUUGAAACAAUAUUAUGUAAAAACUAAAAAAAAAAUUUACAUUAAACAAUAUAUUACUUUUCUUAUUUACGUUACAAAUUAUGUUUCUUAAUCCAGACUUUCGAGUAAUUUAUUAUUUAUGUAUCUUUGCUGUUUCAAUGGGUUUACAUAACGAAAUGCUGAAAAAAUGUGAUGACGCUAUGGCCUACUGGAAAUGCAAAAAAAUUAGUUAUACAAGAACUGAAGAUCUUCUUUGCCUAAAACAUAAGGACCACAUUUUAAUACGUUCGUGCGAUAUUAGCACUUGCCAUUUGAUCCCAGAUAAAAUAGGGUGUAAUGAAUUAAAACUUAAUAAAAUGCAAUGUCCAGAUGACCUUUUUGAAGUUCAAUUGCCUGACAGCGGCAUACAUUGUUUAAAAAUUUCACGUACUUUCGAAUCAUACAAUGAACAUUUUUGCUAUGGCUCAAAUAAAAUUAUACCAAUGGAUUUGACAGAGCCGGACAUUGCCAAAGUUUUACAAUUCCAUAAAAAGAAUAUAAGUGAUUACUGGCUACCAAUAAGAAGAGAAAAUUCCUUUAUGCCAUUUGUAGUACGUUUACCUGGAAAAUCAUGGAAAAAAAUUAUUAGUGAGAAUAUAAUAAUAUCGGUUAACGAUUCUGAAAAACACUGCCUUAAGCAUACAAUUACGAAUGAAAAAAAGUACCAUAAUGUUUUAUUUACUGAAAAGUGUACGGUUCCCUUAAAUAUGGUUUGUGUUUUUAAGUAUGACUUACCAACCAACUUAGGGUACCCUCACCAAUUUGGUGAUCUAAUCUUUUCACAAAAUGAAUCCUUUUGUAUCGAUUUGUGGGCAAUGGAUAGGUGCAUUCAAACUGAGAAAUACUUAAUCAAUCGUAAUUUAUUUAACUGUGUAUUAUCCAAGAGUGUGUGGAAUGAACGGGAAAAAAAGGUUUUAAAUUUAAUUACUUUAAUGAUAAUUUUGGCAAUAAAUGUAUGAUAGUUUUAAACUCAUAUAACUUGAUACACGGUAUUAAUAAAAGCUUACAUGGGUUUCCACCAAUAAGUAAA